Messenger RNA from Ustilago hordei, 288 nucleotides. RefSeq lists its product as uncharacterized. The transcript is spliced from 2 exons. The record is from RefSeq and is a predicted model, not a curated record. The coding region runs from base 1 to 288 and encodes 95 amino acids. NCBI's taxonomy places the organism in Eukaryota, Fungi, Basidiomycota, Ustilaginomycetes, Ustilaginales, Ustilaginaceae.
AUGGUCAAACGAAACAAGCUCAAGCGCGCUGAACGGAGGGCACCCGAACCAGGUAUCGAAGUCGACUUUGAACCUACUCCCACCACCGAGAAGCCUGCAGAGCCUUACAAGCCAUAUCAACAUUCACAGCAGCAGUCGUCCGCACCGAGGAAAAAGGACGGAUCAGUGGCGCUAGGCAAGACAGCAAGAGCGAAGAAGGCAAAAGCGAUCGAAAGGGCAGACAAGACCAAUCAGAAGUUCGUAGUCAACAAAGCUAAGGCUGAAAGAAAGAAGUUGAUCAAGUCCUGA